UCCGCACACUCUGAAUGGUAUGCGUCCAUGUUGCCGGGCAUGAUCCCGGUAGCUCUUUUGGGCUCCGCUGUGUACUUGGUAAGUAGUGGGUUGCAGCUAUUGCAGAGCCAACUGGAUCACGAGAAAUUUCUAGAUGAAGCACGAGACCAAGUCCGUCAACUCGAAGCAGAGGUGGAUAGGUUACAGGAGGAACGG
This is a messenger RNA of Suillus subaureus, 195 nucleotides long. RefSeq lists its product as uncharacterized. NCBI's taxonomy places the organism in Eukaryota, Fungi, Basidiomycota, Agaricomycetes, Boletales, Suillaceae. The annotation marks the transcript as partial. The transcript has 2 exons. The record is from RefSeq and is a predicted model, not a curated record.